Vittaforma corneae ATCC 50505 is the source of this 2520-nucleotide messenger RNA. RefSeq lists its product as uncharacterized. NCBI's taxonomy places the organism in Eukaryota, Fungi, Microsporidia, Nosematidae. The transcript has a single exon. The record is from RefSeq and is a predicted model, not a curated record. The coding region runs from base 1 to 2520 and encodes 839 amino acids. Gene Ontology annotation, molecular function: protein binding.
AUGAAACUCCAUUUGGAGCCAAAAUGCAUGAUUUCCAAUUUGCCGCCAACGAUCGGCCCGAUCAUACAUAAAAACUUGUUUAUUUAUUACAGUGCUACCAAUGUUACCAUCUCUGACUUAUCCUCGAACAGGAUUGUCCACAGAUUUAAAUACGAGAAUGUCCAAGUCUUGAAAACACACAGAAACAAUCUCUACAUAUGCACAAACGACAUCUACAUUUUAGAUCUGAUCAACUUUCAGAUUAUUGAUGUUAUUAAGCUUUCCAAAGCUUUAAUCUCUAAAAUUGCUCUGUUUGAAAGCAGCAUUCUCAUAUUCAAAGUGAAUAAGAAACUCAGUCUUUUGAGUUCUGACAGCAGCCACCAUAGCUAUGGAAAGAAGUUUGAAAUACAACUAGACAGCUUCUGCAAUGGGCUAUUUUUAAGCGAACGGUUCUUUGGGUAUUUUGACUCUGAGAGAGUCGCAGUAUUUUCAAAUAGCUGUAAGAUGGCUGAAUAUGAAUCCGAGUAUGUGCUUGAUGUAUAUCCAAAAGAAGGAUCGGUGUAUGUUCUUCAAAGCGAUGGAAGUCUGUCGGAGAUUAUGUCUGGCUACAAUGUUAACUUGGGCGUGGAAAUUCAGUCAGGUUGUUUUACACCUGACCAUGUAUUAUGCAUAAGCAACAGUGGUUUUUCGAGGAUAUCGUAUAUUGGUGAGGUGCUAGAGGAAUUUAAUAUUAAUACCAAAAUAGAAGAGUAUUCAGGAGCUGUUUUUGACUACUACUCGCAUGUAAAGAAUAACAACUUACUGACAGCACCUGAAUUUAAAAGAAUUAAGAAAUUAAAAGUGUAUGAGAAGGAUUCAGUUGGCGAGGAUAACAGCAUCACAGAAAGUAUUGAUGAAAGUUCGACUUCUGAAAGGAAUGGUGGCACACUAAAUGCAAGCUCUCAAGAUGAUGCUGAUGAUAUUCAGAGCACAUAUUUGCAAAGUGUCUAUGCUACUGACGAAGAAGAUCUUGAUAAUGGCCAGGGCUUAGAUUCAAGCACUAGUGAGGCCAUUGGCAUUGAUGGAAUAGAUGAGAACCAAGAUUUGGACUCGAGUAUUGAUAAAAAAUCAAAUGAAACGGACACUGGGGACCUGAGCUUCACAUUUGUGGACUCUGAACUAGUCAAAACAUCAGAAAACGAUUAUAUUUUCUUUAAAGAUGGGGAUAUUACAAGGAUUCUUGUAUUUGCUGAUGAUACGACGGACUUUGUAUACUUUAAAGACUAUUUGAUUUUAACAACAUCAUCCGGAUAUUUGAAGUUUGCCAGCAUUAAUGGAUAUUCCAAAGACGAGUGCAUUCUAGAUGCAUAUCUUCUGAAAAUACACAACAAUAGCAUAACUGCAUGUAGGCUAUACAAAGAUAUCUUUAUUACUACCGGUAAAGAUAGAAUAAUGAAUGUUUUUAGAGUAUUUAAGCACAGAAGGCUAAGAUUUGUAAAGCUUUUUGAAUUUGCCAAUUUUACUGAAGAAGUAACGGCAUUUGCAUAUGAAAAUAAUUUGCUGGUGGCAGCGACCUCAGAUUUUAUUGUCCAAAUAUUUCAAUCGGAUCAAUGCUUGCCUGACAAACAGAUCGACUACUUCGAUGCAAACGCCCUUGAUUUUCUGCUCGACUAUUCGCAAUUUUUCAACACAUUUGAAAAUAUUAGUGUUCAAAAACUCCAUUCAAAAGCAAUCAACCAUAUUUCUCUAAUCAACAAGUUCAUUGUAACAUCCUCGUCUGAUAAAUCAGCCAAAAUACUCAGUCUUGAAGGUAAUCUGGUGAAAAUAAUUCAAUCUGAUAAAGUUCUUCAUACAUCGUUUGACAGCAAAUACAUUGCUAUUUGCUCACAUAAGGCAGUAAAAAUAAUCACACAUCCAUCUUUUUCCCCUGUCUGCUCUUUCCAGGCCCGAAGGCCAGUACUUUCCAGUUGUUUCUACCACGGCUAUCUUCUUACGCUCAGUGAUGUCUUGAGAGUAUUUGAUAUUGACAAAAGGAAAUGCGUCAAAAUGUAUGAUCUUGGUCUUCUAAGUUCUUGGUCGUUUAGUUUCCCGUUCAUCUGUGCUGAAAAUAAGAUUGUUGUACUGAAGGAUAUCAGUGAGGAAAAGGCCAGGUUAGAUGCUGAUGCGGUACGCCUACUUACAGAACAUACAAUCUUGUUUAGUAAAUUUAUAUAUGACAAGCAAUUUGACAAGGCCUUGGAUGUUGUAUUGAAAAGAAAUGAUGAAAAGAAGGUUUACCAAGUAAUCUCGCAGGGCUAUUACCAUUUUGGAAACUUGGAUUUUCUGAAAGACUUUAUGAAGAAUGGCGAGGUAAAGAACAGAGUGCUUGAUAUUUUGAUGAAAAACUCAAGUUUAAAAAGCUCCCUUGUUUUCAAUGAAGUUCUGAGCCAUUAUUUCAUCGACAAGAUUGACAAGGCUAAAAAAGAAAAAAUCAGAGAAAUAAUCCACAAACACGUGGAUGCGAUCGACAAUAUCUACAUAGAGAUACUAGGUCUUGAAGCAUAUGUCAAUCGCCAAGAAUAG